Molecule: messenger RNA, 1821 nt
Organism: Naegleria gruberi
Lineage: Eukaryota; Heterolobosea; Eutetramitea; Acrasida; Naegleriidae
Exons: 1
Coding region: 1-1821 (606 amino acids)
Source: RefSeq, a predicted model, not a curated record
AUGGUGAAUCAAUUUAAUAUUCACUCUAUCAAAUUGAAAAGUAGUGAAGCAAUUAAAAGAGAUGAACAACGUAAUUUUAGUGAAGCACUGAAGCAAUAUGGUGCUUGUAUGCUUUCACUUGGACAAUUAUUGAAGGAAGAUAACUUGGCAGAGGAAUUGAAAUCAAAUGCACAAACAUUUAAACAAGUUUCUCAAGCUUUAAAGAUUUGUAAAAUGUGCUUUGAAAGAGUUUCCGAUAUUGUGGACAAGGAAAUACCAAAUUCUUCUUCAGGUGGCAAUACUUUGACUCCUAAUAAUUCAUUUGGUAUUGGAGUUACCGGAAAUUCAAAUCUAUCAACUUCAAUGAUUAAUAUACCAAGUAGUGGUUUCAAUUCUUCAUCUUCAUCAUCUUUACAACAAAUACCAACCUCUAUGAAUUCAUCCUUCCAUUUCUCCAAUAGAUCUUCCAUUACUUCAACAACAAGCAACACACCUAGUGAUGUCAAUUCAUUGAGAUCAUCUAUGACUUUCAAUACACCUCCUCCAAUCAGUAACAACAUGCCAUUCAGUAAUGGCAGUACUAAUCCAUCAGCACCUUCGCUUCCAUCAACAAACUUGCAACCAAAUAUUUCCAAUAAUUCAUCACCAACAAUCUCGCCACAACUUUCAAACUCACCAAUCAUUCAAUCAACACUUAGACAAUCAACAAGCUCUUAUGGAAGAGACUCUUUACAAUCGGCAAUUCAACCACCUUUAGGAACAAUGUCUAAUAGAUCUUCUGUUCAACUUUCUGGACCUGUUAUUGAGUUCCAACCUCCUCCAGGAGCAAUCACUCCAAGAAUUAAUUCUCCUCUCGAUUCGGCAAGAAACCGUGCUUCUGUUUCACUUUCUGAUGUUUCAACAUUUGGUGUUGAUCCUUCGGAGAAGAGAAAGAGUAUCAAAUUGGGAGAGGCCUGGGAUGGAGAAUCUACAACUUUUGAUGGAUCGGAUGGUAAUCCUUGGAAUAAGCUUGUAUCAUCCAAAUUCGUUUCAAUCUAUACAAAGGAGAGAACUUUCAAGACUAGGGAUGAGCUCUUUGAUAGAGAAUUAUCAUUGACAGAAUCCCCUGAAGAUCAAUGGGCCAUGAUUCGUUCACACAUUUCUGAAAUUGCAGAUCAAGUCUCCCAACAUCCAAUUAAUAAUCUAUUAAUUCAUUUUACUCAGAAAUUCAAUGCUGAAUUCCAAAAACAAGAGGAUACAGCCUGGCUUAAUGUAGGAGAGGCAAACAAACAAAUUGCUGACCUUGCAACAGCAAUAGUCAACUCGCUUGAACAAUAUUGGAGCUCACUUCAAAGUAUGGAAUUGAGACAUUACAUUACCAAAGCAUUUGCUGAGGGUGUCAUGAAACGUGUAUAUAGAACUCUUGUCGAAGUCUAUGAAACUCAAAAUCAAAACAAGGAAAUUGAAGGAAAGUUGGAAGAUAUUGGUCCAGUGACAUUUGAUGAUUUAGGAGUGGAUGAUGAGGGAAUACUGAGAUCAGCCGACUUGUUUGAACCUGCCAUUAUUAUUUUAGAUAAUUUAAAUAUUGGAAAGACACCCUAUGCCACUCUUGAUACUCUCGUAAACUUCCACAAAAAGAUUGUUGAAAUUUGUAAUCAAGUUACUGAUUACAGUUCACUGAGUGAUACAACUCUCUACGGCUUACUUUUAUACAUUAUGCAACUCAGUAAUACAAAGAACAUUCCAAGUACAUUAGACCUUGUCCACGACUAUAUUCAAGAAGAAGAAAUGUCAGACGAAGAAAAGACUAUUAUUGAAUUAUUAGAAAACGUCAUUGAUUGGGCAAGUCAAUUUGAAGUGUAA